AUGGCGAGCGUGCUGUCCAGGCGCCUGGGGAAGCGCUCCCUGCUAGGCACCCGCGUCUCUGCCCCCGGCGCCUUGGCCGACGGGGAGCUGGUGGCCACCCAGAUCCCCGGCUUGCAGACCGACCUCAGCCGGACGUCUGCCUACGCGGUGCCACAAGAGGAUGGAUCCUGUGUGCCGUUGGCGGAGGAGAGCAGCCAGGCAUCCACGUUCCCCAGCCCCGACCGGCGGCAGCUCCACACGGGGCAGCAGGUCCUCGUCACCUACAACGGGCGGGAGUGUGCCGGUCUCAUGGAGCAGCACAACCCGCUGAGCGACAAGGCGAAGGUGCUGCUGCCGGAGCAGGGCUUGCAGGCGUGCUGGGGGGCACAGGAUGUGCCCGAGGUGCUGCAGAGAUCCGUGUCCAGCAAUAUCGAUGUACCCAAGAGGAAGGCUGAUGCUGCGGUGGAGAUGGAUGAGAUGGUGGGAGCCCUGGGCACCCCGGGGGUGCAGGCCCCCCCCGCCGGUGAGACCAGCAUCCCCCCCUCACGGGUGGCAUGCGACCCCUGGAAGGAGAGCGGCGACGUCUCAGACAGCAGCCCCAAGUACUCCAGCGAAGCCCUGAGCUCCCCCCAGGCGGAUGACGGCUUUGAGACCGACUCUGACCCCUUUCUCCUCGAUGAACCUGCUCCGCGCAAGAGAAAGAACUCGGUGAAGGUGAUGUACAAGUGCCUGUGGCCGAGCUGCGGCAAGGUCCUGCGCUCCAUCGUCGGCAUCAAGCGGCACGUCAAGACCCAGCACCUCGGGGACAGCGCAGACUCCGACCAGCGGAAGCGGGAGGAGGAUUUCUACUACACCGAAGUACAGGUGAAGGAAGAACCAGCACCAGAGGUGGCUGCCGCUACCAGCCCCACGUCCGCAUCCGCGCCUAUCGUCAUCCAGCAAACGCUGGCGAAACCGGAGGCGCUGCUGGUGGAGCAGCCGGUGCUGGAGCCCGCCCUGGCCAGCAGCGCCCUGAGCCAGUCUGCCCCCAGCUCCAUCUGGCACAUCCAGGCUGAUCACGCCUACCAGGCGUUGCCCUCGAUCCAAAUUCCAGUGUCCCCACACAUCUUCACCAGCAUCAGCUGGGCCACUGCCACCUCGACUCUCCCGUCCCUGUCACCGGUGCGGAGCCGGUCGCUCAGCUUCAGCGAACCCCAGCCACCAACGCCGAUGCUCAAGUCCCACCUGAUCGUCGCCUCGCCGCCCAGGGUGUCCAUUGGCACCAGGAAAGUCCGUGGUGAAGCCAAAAAGUGCCGUAAGGUGUAUGGCAUCGAGCACCGGGACCAGUGGUGCACGGCUUGCCGGUGGAAAAAAGCCUGCCAGCGUUUCCUGGACUGA
This is a messenger RNA of Pterocles gutturalis (yellow-throated sandgrouse), 1356 nucleotides long. It is a transcript of the gene ZNF395, whose product is annotated as zinc finger protein 395. NCBI's taxonomy places the organism in Eukaryota, Metazoa, Chordata, Aves, Pterocliformes, Pteroclidae. The coding region runs from base 1 to 1356 and encodes 451 amino acids. The record is from RefSeq and is a predicted model, not a curated record. Gene Ontology annotation, biological process: regulation of transcription by RNA polymerase II. The transcript has 12 exons. Gene Ontology annotation, cellular component: nucleus. Gene Ontology annotation, molecular function: RNA polymerase II cis-regulatory region sequence-specific DNA binding; DNA-binding transcription factor activity.